CAGUUAAUGGUGUUAGGCCAGUCUUAAAACGAGGAUGACUGAAUAACUGUUGAUUCUUUUUCAAAGUUGCUAUUUUAUAAUUUAGGCACUUUGCUUCUAUGAUUGAGAUUUCUAAUCAAAAAAUGUAUUUUUUUUUUUUUUUUUUUGGCUUUUUAUUACUAUGUUGAAAUCAAAUUAUGGGCAUGUAAUUUUGCCGCGUUUUGUAGUCUAACACAUUUUGUAUAUUCUACCUCAAAUGAGUGAUUUUCCAAGUAAUGCAUUGGUUAAAUAUAACGUUGGCAUUCCUUGUUCAGCAAGCGUAAAGGCUAUUUGUCCUUACGGUCUCUUCAUUAUUCAGAGACUAAUCAUCCAGGUUAGAUUGACCGGUUCACUGCUCACUAGCAACUUCUUGGAAAGGUUUGAGAAGGGGGAAUGUGAAACAAGUCCAUUUCGUGACUGUUCGGCACACCUUGUAUGUGUGCCUGCUGUCGACGGAAUGACGAGUCUGAACAAAUUUUUAUAAUACUCUUGCUGUGAAGGAGCUUGCUAUCAAAUUACAGAAAUCCCUUAACAUUCAGGUUUUAAAACUGACACAUUUUCAUAGGACCUCAGGCACAGACUAUCGAGGAUGGGCCAAGAGUGUGAGUAGAAGUGGGGAAGGGAAAAGGGAAAAGAACAGGACUCUGUCCUCCGCAGUAUGACUGUGUGCAAUGAAGCGGAGAUACUUGAUGUGGGCUGUAAAACUCAUCAAUAAGUAAGUGUUGCAAAAUAAUUUAUAACAGGUCAUUGAUAGUGUGUAACGAAUGGACCAUGAAUAAUUGAUUGUCUAGAAACAAACUGCUUUUGUUGGCUAAGCUUUUAAUGUUUUAGUGUGAAGCAUAAGCAGCGCACUUUCUACCUUAUUUUUCUACCAAAUAAAUAACAUGAGUGACGGGAAAAUGGUGAAGAUGCCUUUGCCACGUAUGGACAGUGUGACAGUCGCGGUGCGCGUGCGGCCUUUCAGUCAGAGAGAGAAGAAUUCUGGGAGCAAAUGUGUGAUUUCCAUGCAUUCCAGAACCACCACAACCAUACAAGACCCUAAGAAUCCAGAACAUAGGAAGACGUUUACUUUUGACCUGGCCUAUUGGUCUCACGAUGGAUUUCAAAAGGAUAAAGAUGGUGUGUUUAUUUCAAUUGAUCCUAGCAGUAAAUUUGCAAGCCAGAAAGAUGUUUUCCAUGAUCUUGGCAGGGGAAUUCUGGACAGCGCUUGGCAAGGCUAUAAUGCCACCCUCCUAGCCUAUGGCCAAACUGGCUCUGGAAAGAGCUAUUCCAUGGUUGGGCUUGGCGCAAACAAGGGUAUCAUUCCAAAUGUAUGUGAAGAGCUCUUUCAAGCAAUUGAGGAGCGGGAGAGAAAUCAGGAAUACCAGGUUACAUUCAGUAUGCUGGAAAUUUACAACGAGCAGAUACGAGACCUGCUGUCUAGAACCAAGCAACCCGGAGGACUAAAAGUAAGGGAGGAUCAACACCUGGGCUUUUAUGUGGACGGCCUGAAGUCAGUGCCCUGUGGGAACUACGCGCAGAUUGAAAGGCUGAUGGAGCAAGGGACAAAAAUAAGGACCACGGCCUCGACCAACAUGAACGCCAGCAGCAGCCGGUCUCAUAUGGUUAUCACCAUUCAGUUCAGGCAGGUUUUCCUGGACAGAGACCUCACCAAGCAAUCCACGAUUAAUUUGGUGGAUUUAGCAGGAAGUGAAAGGCAGAAAUCUUCAGGAUCUGAAGGAGACAGACUGAGGGAAGGAUCACAAGUUAACUUAAGUUUAACCAAUUUAGGAAAUGUUAUCAGUGCUCUGGCUGAUGCAGCCACGGGGAAGAAAGUCUUGCACAUUCCCUACAGAGAUUCUGUCCUGACCAAACUUCUCCAGCCAGCUCUGGGCGGGAACAGCAGAACCACUUUGAUAGCGGCCAUAAGUCCCGCUGACAUCUGCUACGAGGAAACUUUAUCCACGUUAAGAUACGCCGAAAGGGCUAAAAAGAUCCGGAACAGAGCCGUGGUCAACACCUCGACGCUGAUGAGAGAGUCAAAGGCAGAGAACGACAGAGCACUGCUCGUACGCGGGAAUUCCGGAAUGGCAGAGCAGCCGGCCCGCCCGCUGGCAGAAGCCGGGCCCUGGGCGCGCCAGCUGGAGCAGGCUCGGGAAGAGUGGCGACAGCACCACGUGGCCGUGGCCAAGGAGCAGUGGAUAAUGAAGACCCUCCCUCACCUUCUCAACGUCAACGAGGACCCGCAGCUCACGGGGGUCCUCAAGUAUUUCAUUCAGGCUGGCUCAUGUGAUGCCGGUCGGGCCGCUUCAAAUGCCAUCCGCCUUCAAGGUUUGGGAAUUUCAGAUAAACACGCUUCCUUCACAAAUUCGGAUGGGAAGGUGACGGUCACGCCACACAGCAAAUGCAAAGUUGUCGUUAACGGGGUGCCCAUCGUGACCAAGACAAAGCUGCAGCAUUUGGACCGCAUUAUCCUGGGAUCUAACAGUGCCUACCUCUACAUUGGGUUUCCGUCAGACCGAGGCAGUGAAGACCUGACCAGGUUCGACUAUGACUUCUUCCAGCUGGAGAGAGCAGCUGCGGAGGGAGUGAGUGUGGACAAGCUGGGGGCUGCGAGCCACGGCGAUGGGAAAGCGGACCCCGGCAUGCUGGCAGUGUUCCAGGACUACGUCAGACUGAUGCCCCUGGUGGCAGAAGCCAAUCAAAUGGGCGAAGAGCUGAAGAAGGGACUCAGAAUGGAACUGAAGGUGAAGAAUUUAGCGGCUUCAGACUCCAGGGGCCACGAGCUACAGAAGGAGGUCAUGGUGAAGGUGACCAACCAAAGGACCCGCGAGGUGUGGAUUUGGUCAAAAGCCAAGUUUAUCAACAGGAAAUUUCUCAUGGAGGAACUUUACCAGCGCUUUCUGGAUGGAGAAGACAGCCACGUGGCUCAGGAAGAUGACCCCUUCUGGGAUCCUGUCGAGGUUGUCCACUUGGGCUCAGCCCACAUCUGGCUCCAGUCGCUGGCCUACUCCAUGAAGCUGGAGGACCAGGUGGAGUUCAUGAACUGCGAGGGGGAGGAAGAGGCCGUGGUGCACAUCUGCGUGACUCCCUGCUCCCCGGCGGGACGAGCGUGCGGUGAGGAGGACGUGGUUAUCGACCCGUCGGAGCUGCUGGGCAAGAGGAUGGACUUCCAGGUUGGCCUCGUGCGGUGCCUUGGGGUCAAGUGGCUGAAGGAGGACGCAGGGCGAGGCAUUCAGAUGGGGUACAGAAUUUAUGACCUUUCAAGCACUUUAUAUACCAAGCCUGUAUGGAAAAUGGUGAAUCCCCAAAUAGAAGAAACUGUCCAAUUUACGGCCUUAAAUGCAUCUCAGGAGUUUCUGAAUUAUUUACAAACAGACGCUCUCAUUGUUGAUUUAUGGGGUCUUCAAGAAGGCUGCACCCAGCUGGACUGCUCUCAGUCGGACCUCAUGGUCACAAGUGAAGGCCACGUCAUGGUGGACACCAAGAAAAUGUCCACUCUGAUGGAUCCAGGCCAGGUUCAGAUAUCGGAACUCUACAUGAAGCUGCUCAAGUUAGAGCAGGAGACAGAGCUGCUCAGAGACACCAACAGAGCCCUGAGAGAAGAAAACGUGUUUCUCAAACAAUCACUUGAGAAGGUCGGUUCUACUCAACAAGGUGAGAGGCUACCACAUAAGCCUUCCAACACCCUGAAGCUAACUUGGACGGCAGCACACCCUCCAGCAGCCAGAGAGAUGAACCAAAUGUACACUCGGCCAGCCAGCUCCGACAGAGAAUUUGCCAAAGCCCUUAAACUGUUCUACCACAGCAUGAACCAGGCAAGAGGGCAGCUUCUCCGACUGAGACAAGAGAAACCUCCUGAGGAAGAUGAAAUACUUCGACCGUUCGUACAGCAACAGGCACAGAAGUUAAAGGACUUUGGAGACGUGCUGGAGUCCAGCUUGCGGAGGCUGAAAAACGAUGUCGCCGUCAUCGUGAAAAAGAAGAGAGAAUGGCUAAUACCUCGUGGACUGAGCCCCGGCGUUCUUCGCCAGUUUGCAGAAAUAAUUGCAGAAGGAACAGGUUUUCUGCAAAAGGGUGGCUGGAGGAGCCUCAAGGUUUAA
This is a messenger RNA of Panthera uncia (snow leopard), 4100 nucleotides long. RefSeq names its product kinesin-like protein KIF28P. Gene Ontology annotation, molecular function: microtubule motor activity; ATP hydrolysis activity; microtubule binding. Gene Ontology annotation, cellular component: kinesin complex; microtubule. The coding region runs from base 903 to 4100 and encodes 1065 amino acids. The record is from RefSeq and is a predicted model, not a curated record. NCBI's taxonomy places the organism in Eukaryota, Metazoa, Chordata, Mammalia, Carnivora, Felidae. The transcript is spliced from 24 exons. Gene Ontology annotation, biological process: microtubule-based movement; cytoskeleton-dependent intracellular transport.